AUGGCAUUAAGACCAGGUCUCAUGACGCGGGGUCUGUCUGCAGCUUCACAGCCCAGCGACACCGGGUCUCCAGCUGAACAGCGGGUUGAUGCAAAGCAGAAUAUGCUGAAGGCGAUGCGUGCUCUGCCUACUCAGCAUGUUUGGAAUGUGUACUUUGACAGACAACAAAAGGAGCAACCGAAGGCCGAAGACGGCACAUAUACGGCCACCCUCGAGCAAAUCGGUUCUCAGAUCGAGUCCGUCCAGGACUUCUGGAGAUACAACAAUAAUACACCGGUGGAGAACAUUAAGAUGCGAGAAUCGAUAUACCUUUUCAAGCAAGGCUUUCAGCCAGUGUGGGAGGACCGAAGAAAUAUAAACGGUGGAAGUUGGACUUUCCGGGUGCCAAAAGCCAGCGGACCAGACUUCUGGACGAGAGUGCAGUUGAUGGCUAUUGGUGAGAAGUUACAAGGCUGUCUUGAUCUUGGAGACCAACUUUGCGGUGUUGGGCUUUCCGUACGAUUCAAUUCCCACCUCAUCUCCAUUUGGCACAGGGAUGCCUCGAAGCAAAAGUCGAUCGAUGCCAUUCUCCAAAUCGUGUUAGAAGAGCUACCCGAGGAACUCAAACCAAAGCCAGACAACUACUUUUACAAGAAGCACUCUGACCACGCUGGAUUUAAGGCUCCACCAGCGGCAGCCAACCCACAAAUUCCCACCAUCGACGCACCAAGUUCAUGA
Molecule: messenger RNA, 717 nt
Organism: Glarea lozoyensis ATCC 20868
Lineage: Eukaryota; Fungi; Ascomycota; Leotiomycetes; Helotiales; Helotiaceae
Product: eIF4e-like protein
Exons: 3
Coding region: 1-717 (238 amino acids)
Biological process (GO): translational initiation
Cellular component (GO): eukaryotic translation initiation factor 4F complex
Molecular function (GO): RNA 7-methylguanosine cap binding; translation initiation factor activity
Source: RefSeq, a predicted model, not a curated record